GGCUCAACACGUAUGCGACGGAGGGAGAGAGAAUCGCGAGGGCAUUUGCUGCCGAUAGCAUCCCCCGUCGUUGCAGGGUAAUUUCCGAUACGGACGAAAUGCGUACCGAGCGCUGGAAAGAUUUUGCACGCUCGAGCCGAGAUCAAUUGAUGCUCUCGUCGGACCGGAGAAAAAAGCCAACGCUCCUUUAAUUCCGAAGGUGCAUCAUACGCUCUCUCGGCUGCAGCACACCCCCUCCCCCUCCCGCGCGCACAUACACACUCACAGGCGGCGGAGUAUAUAGAGCUCGCGUGACGGGCACUGCGAAAUGCACUGGCGGGCGCAAGGCCGCGGGGAGCAACAGAGCGAGCGCCGAUGCACGUGUGCGAGCGCGUACGUGAGCCACCCCCGUGCAUCGCGCGCGCACACACACAGGCAGAGCGCCGCAGAGCCGGGACGAGGGGGGCGACCACUCGCUAGUUUCCGUGUACGAGUACGUGUGUAUGCGAGCCAAAGGGGAGAGCGCGCGCGCGCGCGGAGAAGGAGAGGGAGGCCGAGGGUACGAGGGGGUAGCAGCGAGCGAGCGACGGUCGAGGGUGUGCGUGCGCCAACCGACGAGCAGCCGAGCCAGACAGACUCUGAGCGAGCGUCGCGACAGACGUUGAAGCGCUCUCCCUCGACCCGCGAGAGAGAGAGAGAGAGAGCGAGAGAGAGAGAGAGAGAGAGAGAGAGAGAGAGAGAGAGAGAGAGAGAGAGAGAGAGAGACGAGCGCCGAGUGCAGCGAGUAGGCCGCUGGCUGCAGCAAGCAGAAUCGGAGCGUGCGCGCGUGAGAGGAGCGGCGGCGACGGCGACGACGGCGACGGCGACGGCGACGGGACGAGUGUGCCAGUGCGUGGAUAUCCGUAUCGAGGCAGUGGGAUGAGGGGCGCCGCAGUGGAAUCGGGCCGAUGACACGGCUCCGCCGCCGCAUCGCCGGCGCCGAGUAGACGCCUCGCUCGCUCGCGCACACACUGCAUCCGUAAUCGCAGCCGCAGCAGCAGCAGCCCCGAGCCAGAGCAGCGGACCAGUCCAGCCAGCGUCGCCGUCGUCAGGAUGCCGCGCUGUCUCAUGGCCAAGAAGUGGAAGGCCUACCCCUGGCCCGACCGGGCCGAGGAGCAGCACCAGAUGGAAGUGGAGCAGCAGCCGCAGCCGCAGGUACUCGACGUCUUCCCCGAGGCGAAGCGCGCGCGCCAGCAGCAGCAGCAGCAGCAGCAGCAGCAGCAGCACGAGCAGCAACUGGCCGCCGCGCUGCAGACCGACGACGAGGAGAUCGAUGUCGUGGGCGACGUCGACAGCGGCAACAGCAGCGGCAGCGAGAAGAGCGAGGCCGCGCAGCAGACCUGCUGGGGCCCGCACAGUCCCACGGCCGGGGCCACGGCGCCCAGCCCUCCGCCCCUCAACGCCUCCGGAGCGCUCUACUACCACGGCUACACGCACGAGGCCUGGAUAAACCAUGAGGAGCCGCCGAAGUACGCCACCCUGCGCUCGGCCGCCGAGCUCGCCCGGCCGAUGGUCCCGUCGCCGACGCCCUCGCACCACCACCAGCACCAGAUCCACGAGCACCAGCAGGAGCCGCACCCCGAGAGCUCCGAGCACUCGCUGCCCCAGCAGCAGCAGCAUCAGGGGGCCGCCCUGCCGCCCCGCAAGAGCAUGGCCAUGUGCUUCACCAGCACGGGCACCGCCCUCUCGCUGCCCCCGAAGAAGAAGGACAUCUACCGGCCGUACAGCCUGCAGCCCUGCGAGAUCCGCACCUCGGCCGAGGAAGACCUCUCGGCCGCGCAAGCCAUCCUCGACCUGAGCGCCUCGCCGGCGGCGCCCACGCACUCCAUCUUUAUCCACACGCUCUCGCCGCCGCCGCCGCCCCAGCCACAGCCGCAGCCCAUCCCGGUCUCCGUUCUCGUGCCGGUGCCGCAGCAGCAGCAGCAGCAGCAGCAGCAGCAGCAGCAGCAGCAGCAGCAGCAGCAACAGCAGCAGCCCGUCGCCGUGAGCACGAGCCAGCCCGAGCCGCAGACGGCCCAGCCCCAGUCGCCGGCCACCGCCGAGGUCCCCGGUGGCCAGCAGUCCAACAAGACCGUGGCCUACACGUACGAGGCCUUCUUCGUGUCGGACGGCCGCUCCAAGCGGCGCUCGAGCAACGCCGCGGUCCCUGAGAAGGAGGCCGCCGGGCAGCCCGACCGGCCCAAGUUCACCUGCACCGAGUGCGGCAAGCAGUACGCGACCUCGUCGAACCUGUCGCGGCACAAGCAGACCCACCGGAGCCUCGACUCGCAGUCGGCCAAGAAGUGCAUCCACUGCGGCAAGGCCUACGUCAGCAUGCCCGCCCUGGCGAUGCACGUCCUCACCCACAAGCUGGCCCACAGCUGCGGCGUCUGCGGCAAGAUGUUCUCGCGGCCCUGGCUGCUGCAGGGCCACCUGCGCAGCCACACCGGCGAGAAGCCCUACGGCUGCGCCCACUGCGGCAAGGCCUUCGCCGACCGCUCGAACCUCCGCGCCCACAUGCAGACCCACUCGGCCGACAAGAACUACGAGUGCUCGCGCUGCCACAAGACCUUCGCCCUCAAGUCCUACCUGAACAAGCACCUCGAGUCGGCCUGCCUGCGCGACGACGAGCAGGGCUCGACGGGCGCGCCCGCGGUCGGUCAGCCGCCCCCGCACCAGCUGCCCAGCGCCAACAACAACCGGGGAUUGUAGCAGUCCCAAGCCGCGGAGGCGCCGGGGGACGACGCGCCCACCUGCGAGAGCCUCAGCUAGCGUAGUUUAUUGUAAGACCUGACCGGCUAACUCGUCGAUCUGAGAGGUAUUUAUGCGACCUCACUCACGCGGCCGAACGCCUGAUACAUGCCCGCGGCUCAGCCGGCUACACCCACACCCACACACCGCACACCGCGCACCACACCUCACACACAGACAUACCCACGCGCGAGGCGCGCGCGAGGAGGUUCCGCUGCAGUAGGUUAUAAGUAGAAAAGUGCCAGUACCAUGUAGAUGAGAUGAUUAUCUUUAACAUUGACUAAAGAAACGUCCAGUAAGUUUAAGUGUAUAAUGAAAAAGAAAGGGAAAAUAAAAACGUCGCGGGAGGAAUAAGAGAGCGAGAAGAAACGAGUCCACGCGGACGACGAUGCAGUCUAGUCACUCUAGUCGAGAUUACUAAAACGUACGUUAUUACAUAGUAUAUAUUUCCUAGGAUACGUAAAUGAAACGUCUCGCUCUCUCUUUCUCGAGACCUCGAGUCGAGAGCCAGGUCGUAUACACAAGCACACACAAUCACACACGACAGAUCGAUUCGUUUAUUUGUUCGAUUUCGUUAUCCACAAUAUGUACCGCACAGCGAAUCCGUAUUAUACUUGCAAGCUGACGAUUUGGGGAAAUACGCGGCGAAGACACGCCGGGAAAUCCCCGGAAAAAAGCGGGGCUGGACGAGCGCGGGGUACAAGCGGGUCGUUGAUCACAUAAUAUUAUCGACGCCGUCGCGAUUAGCGGUCCGUCGCGUCGAUAAGGCUCUGGCGCUAAGCACGACCGCGUCGAUCGUCGUGUAAUCAUCGUACGGGAUUUGUGGAUGAAGUGCCUUGAAAUUGUCUUGAGGCUUUUUUUUUACGUUAAUUAAAAUGUCGAGCGGUCGCGGCGAAGUACUGCGGCUGCGCGCACCUUUAUCAGCGAAAAUUCUUGGCUGCUCUGCUGAGAAAUCCCGCCGCCCUCGGCGCCGUUUUAAUCAAAGCAGCCGAGAUUCGCCUCUAGCCUACUUUCCGGCGCACCAUAUUUGAUUCUAAAGAUUUUUCGGGGCUCUAGCCCUCGCGCGCUUCGUGGGAUUCCCCGGUGUCCGUCGGCGCGCGUCGGCUUAUUAUGAAAAUUAUAAAUACAGCGGAUAAAGCAAGAGAGAGCGGAGACGUUGGUUUAAAAGGACAUGCAUUCACACUUACUUACGUAUGCACGUACAUUCAUAAACACUAACGCAAUAUGUAAGACUUAACCAAGUAAAAGCCCUAAACGCGUAUGCAAUAACGACUUAAGGUUUAAAACAAAUAAACAAAAAAAAAAAUUAGUGCAACACCAAGUAACUAAGCGCGCGGAGGACGAGGAAGAAGAUAUGCGACUAUUAUAUUAUUCUUCGGCUCUACGUACAGGGCACACGGUUGAAUAUGCCAAGCAUUGUAAAUCGUCGAUAUAAACCACUAAUACACCACGUAUUAUGGUAUAAACUUCUUUUGUUAAACUUUACUAGCGAGCAAUAUUAACUCGAGGCGCGACAUAAGCACGUACGGUCAAAGCAAUGUUUCGACACAACGAAUUAAACUUUAAUCUAGAGAAAAGCGAACAUCGAAAAGAUAUAACGACGACGCCCUUUCGAAGGAGAUUCAAAGAUAUUUCCCCUAUCAUACAUAGAUACGCAUAUACGAUUCCGCAAUAACCGAUAUUUCGACCGAGCGAUACAAAUCCGCGUGCGAGAGUUGACGAUUCCCGCGUAUACUUGAAACUUGCGAGCAUGCCGCCGUGUUAGAAUGUUAGUAUAUAUAAGUAUGUGGCGCUUCAUGCAGUGAUUAGGCUUAUCAAAAGAGUCGAGCGUUUGUUAUCGAAGAAAAAACUAGUCAAAACUUGGCUCUGAGCCGCUUCGGAGCCGUUAUGCCCGCGUACUUGCCGACUCCGAGGAUAUGAUUGAGAAUAAAUUGCGUUCGAUUUUUCGGAGAAGAAAAUAGGUGCUUUCAAGUCAAUAAAAUUAUCUUUUUUUUUUAGAUGAUAGUAUUAUACGGUCGCGAGCUGGGUCAAUUACGAGAGGACAUUUUAAAACACAAUUAUGUACCAAGUCAACGCGGAGCUAACGAAUCUAGUCAAUAUUGUAAACGGGAAAUUCGGAACAGCGGCGCCGAAGCGACUCGAGUCUCGAAAGAACGUCCGCGAAUUAUACAGAGAAUUAUGUAAAGUAUAGUGAGUCCCAGGCGCCGUGCAAUUAGUUGACUUACAUGCGCGAGCUCGGCGGAAGCGAGCGAGCAGCCAUCACACAUACCGAUCCUCUAGAGAUUUUUCGAUUGACGUUAACGUAGAAAUUUACUUACACGCUUAUAUUAUACAUUCGCGUGUAUGGGAGUGUCACUGCGCAACGAGAGAGCAAUCUUUUUUUAUAUGAAUAAACGAUAAUUUUACUACAUUACACACACACACACGUAUAUAUAUAUAUAUAUAUAUAUAAUAUAUGAAAGGAUUAUCGCGAGGCGUCAUUAGCAAAAAAAUGCGCGAGAUAAGACAUAUUAAGGCUGUAGAAAGAAAUAAGCAUGAUGUGUAUAGUAGGCGAUUUGACGCAAUAUAUUUUUGUUCUCGAGCGUUUAGAGUCUGCGUGUGUAUAAGUGAUUGAGCAUGAUGUGUAAUAUAUAGGUAUUUAGAAGCAAGAUCUGUAGGAGAUUUAAAAGAUAUACAAAAGAGAAAAAAAAACUAGUCGAAAAGUAUCCCAAAGAUCGAACAAACAUUAUGAAACAAAAAAAAACAUGCGAAAAGGGGCGAAACGUGCCGAGCGAUAUUAGAUUACUAUUACGCAUCUACUGUAGAGCAAUACAUUAAGCAAUGAUCUGUAUUGUGUCAUUGUGUUAUCUUUAGUUCAUAUAAGUAUAUAAGAAUCAGAGACUAUAAGACACGUUUCUACAUCAUGAAAGAAAAAUUUAAAAAAGCAAGACAUCUUCAUCCAGACGUCCGUAUUUUAGCAAGCACUAUUAUUAUACACCAAUUUAUUCGAAAGUGCGGUAACGUAUGAUUAUUACAAGCAACGAAAAGCAAAUGCAGAAUUUUGAUAUUUAAGCAAUUUUAGAACAUAAAGCCUUUAUUUGAAGUCACG
Nasonia vitripennis (jewel wasp) is the source of this 5836-nucleotide messenger RNA. RefSeq names its product protein escargot (gene scrt). The record is from RefSeq and is a predicted model, not a curated record. Bases 1072 to 2709 code for a protein of 545 amino acids. The transcript is spliced from 2 exons. Lineage: Eukaryota; Metazoa; Arthropoda; Insecta; Hymenoptera; Pteromalidae.